UGCAUUCGAUAGAAAGAUUGUUGUUUUAUGUAUUCGAGAUGAUCUACGAGGAAAAGUUUAAAAGAAAGAAAUAAUACUACGAGGUUUUCUCGUGAUUCUACGACGAGAGGUAAACAUAACCUAUCUUUAAUAUCAAAUACACGAUGAGUAAGUACAGGAGGAAAGAAUCCUCGAGCGAAGACAGCGAUAGCGAGGAGGAGAGACGUAAAAAGGAUAUCAAGGAGCGUGAUGAAUUCGCCAAUCGACUUAAAGCGAAAGAUGAGAGCAAGAUACGAAAGGUGGCUAUGCCGGCUGGCUCAGGAGCAGCCGAGGCAGCCAAGAGACUCAAACUUAUGGAAACGGAUAUGCGGGAGAAAUUGGUGCCGAAAUUGCGUGUCGAAUCACGACGAAAAUACUUGGAGAAACGUAAAGAGGAUAAAGUAGCCGAAUUGGAGGCUGAUAUAAUCGACGACGAAUAUUUAUUCGAGGAAGAAGUAUUAACGGACCGCGAGAAGAAGGAACGGGAACAUAAGAAACAAUUACUCCAAUUAGCGAAAGAACAUGAGAAAGCUAGGGAACUGGAAAGGGUGCAGCGUUAUCAUAUGCCCUUGGAGAAGGGUAAAUUGGAACCAGAACCUGAAGUGCAGGACAAUGAACCGCCGCAAUCUGAACAAAGCAAAUGGGAGUCCGAUCAGAUGUCGUCCGCUGUCUUUCGAUUCGGUGCGAAAGACAGGAAAGCGCAACAGGAUUACGAUCUUUUGCUGGAGGACGAGGUGGAAUUCGUCCAGGCACUUCGUAUGCCUGGCAGCGAGAAGGACAAAAGACGCGGAGAGAGUCCACCGGCCCAAGUGAAGGCUUUGCAAACUAUACACGAGACGAAAAAGAGUUUACCGAUCUAUCCUUUUAGAAACGAUUUGAUUCAGGCUAUCAAAGAUCACCAGGUGUUAAUCAUCGAGGGAGAAACAGGUUCGGGAAAAACCACCCAGAUUCCGCAAUACUUGUACGAGACUGGUUUCGCGGAGAAUAAUAAAAUAAUCGGGUGUACACAGCCACGCAGAGUGGCCGCUAUGUCCGUAGCAGCGAGAGUUGCUCACGAAAUGGCCGUGAAAUUGGGCAACGAAGUGGGCUACGCGAUUCGUUUCGAAGAUUGUACCUCUCAUCGUACUCGUAUUAAAUAUAUGACAGAUGGUACGCUUCAUCGUGAGUUCCUCAGCGAACCUGACUUGGCUUCUUACAGCGUUAUGAUAAUCGACGAGGCCCACGAGCGUACUUUGCACACUGACAUAUUGUUUGGAUUGGUAAAAGAUAUCACCCGGUUUCGACCUGACUUAAAGCUCCUAAUUUCGUCGGCUACGUUGGACGCUACGAAGUUCAGCGAGUUCUUCGACGACGCUCCAAUAUUUCGGAUACCUGGUCGACGUUUCCCCGUUGACAUUUACUAUACCAAGGCACCUGAAGCGGAUUACAUCGACGCCUGUGUGGUCUCUAUUCUUCAGAUACACGCUACUCAACCGUUUGGCGAUGUACUUGUAUUUUUAACAGGCCAAGACGAGAUAGAAACGUGUCAGGAAAUGUUACAAGAGAGGGUGAGACGAUUGGGUUCGAAAUUAGCGGAACUGUUGAUCUUACCCGUUUAUGCGAAUCUUCCAAGCGACAUGCAGGCGAAGAUAUUUCAACCUACCCCUCCAGGAGCAAGAAAAAUAGUUUUGGCUACCAACAUUGCGGAAACGUCGCUAACGAUAGACAAUAUAGUGUACGUGAUAGAUCCUGGAUUCGCUAAACAGAACAACUUUAACUCUCGUACAGGCAUGGAAAGUUUAAUGGUAGUACCUAUCAGUAAAGCCUCUGCCAAUCAGAGAGCUGGUAGAGCUGGAAGAGUAGCUCCAGGCAAGUGUUUCCGCCUGUACACUGCCUGGGCUUAUCAACACGAGUUAGAAGACAACACUGUGCCUGAGAUUCAGAGGAUCAAUCUUGGCAAUGCAGUGCUGACUCUGAAGGCGCUUGGAAUAAACGAUUUGGUCCAUUUCGAUUUCCUCGAUCCACCGCCACACGAGACUCUGGUUCUAGCUCUGGAACAGCUGUACGCUUUGGGUGCGUUGAACCAUCGUGGAGAAUUGACGAAACUUGGUCGUAGAAUGGCCGAGUUCCCUUUGGAUCCUAUGAUGGCGAAAAUGUUGCUGGCCAGUGAGCAGUAUCGUUGUUCAGAGGAAGUGGCCACGAUCGCCGCUAUGUUGUCCGUGAACGGAGCCAUCUUCUAUAGGCCCAAAGACAAGAUCAUCCACGCAGACACCGCAAGGAAGAAUUUCCACGUGCCUGGUGGUGAUCAUUUAACGUUGUUGAACGUGUACAAUCAGUGGCAACAAAGUGACUUUAGUACGCAUUGGUGCUACGAGAAUUUCAUUCAGCACCGGUCGAUGAAGAGAGCCAGAGACGUUAGGGAACAGUUGGUUGGACUUAUGCAACGAGUAGAGAUGGAAUUGGUCUCGGGGAUCACGGAAACGGUGAACAUUAGGAAGGCUAUCACGGCUGGAUAUUUCUAUCAUGUGGCGCGAUUAUCUAAAGGAGGACAUUAUAAGACUGCGAAACAUAAUCAGACUGUGUCAAUUCAUCCUAACAGUUCACUGUUUCAAGAGCUACCACGUUGGUUGCUUUAUCACGAGCUAGUUUUCACCACGAAAGAGUUUAUGCGACAAGUGACUGAGAUCGAAAGUAAGUGGCUUUUAGAGGUAGCACCUCAUUAUUACAAGCCGAAAGAGCUGGAGGACUCGACGAAUAAAAAAAUGCCAAAAGUCGCGGGUAGAUCGCGGCCAGAUGGUACAAACUAA
Habropoda laboriosa is the source of this 2804-nucleotide messenger RNA. It is a transcript of the gene l(2)37Cb, whose product is annotated as putative pre-mRNA-splicing factor ATP-dependent RNA helicase DHX16. The transcript is spliced from 11 exons. Gene Ontology annotation, molecular function: RNA binding; ATP binding. The record is from RefSeq and is a predicted model, not a curated record. Lineage: Eukaryota; Metazoa; Arthropoda; Insecta; Hymenoptera; Apidae. Gene Ontology annotation, cellular component: catalytic step 2 spliceosome; intracellular anatomical structure. The coding region runs from base 144 to 2804 and encodes 886 amino acids.